Molecule: messenger RNA, 2667 nt
Organism: Monosiga brevicollis MX1
Lineage: Eukaryota; Choanoflagellata; Craspedida; Salpingoecidae
Exons: 6
Coding region: 1-2667 (888 amino acids)
Biological process (GO): regulatory ncRNA-mediated post-transcriptional gene silencing
Cellular component (GO): P granule; cytosol
Molecular function (GO): RNA binding; 5'-3' RNA helicase activity
Source: RefSeq, a predicted model, not a curated record
AUGUUUCGACAGCACAUGGCUGCUCACAACCCGUUUAUGCCUCAUCGGCUGGUCCAAAACCCCUACCAUUGGCCACUUUUCACGCAACUCGAGCUGCUCCAGAACACCAUCGAACAACGACGCACGACACCCACCAUUGGGUUUGAAAUCACAAAUGAGCUCAACUUUGGCACGUUGACGAUCGAUCCCGACGACGAGGAUACCGAGCCCACGAAUGAAGACCUCACCCGCACCAUCUCCAUUAUUAACCACACCCCGCGUAACUGUACGGUUAUAGGACUCAAGUGCCUCCAGCCCACCCGGGCCCUGUCGUGGGAUUGCCAUGAUGUACCCUGCAAGGCCCGCCCAAACACAGAGGAGACGAUUGAGUGCUACCUGGAUCUCAGCGAACUGAGCUUUGAGCACACCCCCUUUGUCCACAUUGAUAUCCAUUUGGUCGUUAUGAUUGCGGAGCCUGGACUCAACGCCGCCACCUGCCACCCUAUCCACGUCACGGCCUUUGUUCGCAAUGCCGCCGCCCUCCGUGAUCUUGAUCCUCGGAGUGCCGAGUUCUAUCCUCCCACCUUUUACACCGCCCUUUCUCGGCGCACUCUUGUCGACACGCUCCCCACGUCCGUCUUUGACGCGGGCGCCCUUCCCGAGGUGGCCCAACCCCCGCCUACCCAGGACAUUGCGCUUUUCAAUGCCAAGCGUGACGUUGAGGUCGCCGAGCAGCAAGCCCGCCCCUCCAACCUAAACCCGCCCCAGCUUCAAAGCCGCCUUCUCCAACUCGAAAAGGCACAACACGUGCUGGACGUGGAUAAACUCACAAUCAUGGGUGUCAAGUGGCAGUUCAAGCGGCGAACAUUCAUCAAGGAUGAAGAGGUCGUUUUUAUCGCCGUCACCGUGCCUGGCAUGCUCGAGGGCCGCCCCCAUCUCGUUCCCGCAGACCCAGUGGAGCUUUCCUGCAUCUAUAGCACUUCUGCGGGAGAAGUCAAGGCCCCGUCCUACCUCUGUCGUGUCUGGAACAAGAUUGGUACCGAUGAGGUCCUGCUCGCCUGUCCCCACACCCUCAAGCUUGACAAGCCUGGGCCCGCCACGACCGUAGCCCUGCGCUUCUUCGCUCAGACCCACGCUUUUGACUUUCUGCAAACCUGCAUCACCGACAGCAUCCCCAGCACAAUGCAAGACCCAGUGAUCAAUGACUCAAAGCUUGAAGCCCUCACCAAUUUAAUCCAAAGGGUUGACAUGCCCUGUACCUUCUUCAACGACGCUCUCAAUCCCGAGCAGAAGGCUGCUGUCCUCACCACGCUUCGCCGCACCAAGCACCUGCUGAAGAAGAAAGUCAGUCGUCUACCACCAUUCCUCGUUUGGGGCCCACCUGGCACAGGCAAAACGGAGACGGUGGCGGAAAGCGUUUGUCAAAUUUUGGCUCGGCCUGAAUUGGGCUCAAUCCUGGCGCUCUGCUCGUCGGAUGCUGCUGCUGACGUCCUAGCACAGCGCUUAAUCUCCAAAAUGGUCACAUCGCAGCAAAUGCUGCGACUCAACUGGCCUUGGCGCUUUCGUGCAGAACUGCCGACACCACUCCUCGCCUUUUCGCGCCUCUCGCCCGAAGGCCGCUUUAUCAUACCUUCGGAGCACGAACUCAAUGCCAUCCCCAUCAUCAUUUGCACCACCAUGACCGUCAGUCUCCUACCAUGCAACUACUCCUGCAACACCAUCAUUGUGGACGAGGCUGCACAAGCCAUUGAGGCCGAGCUGUACACGCCCCUGCGUUUUGCCACCAAGCGCACCAACUGGGUGCUGGUUGGCGACCACAACCAGUUGGGUCCCGUGGUUCGCAACGCCAAGGCACGUGAAUGGGGCCUCGGCCGAUCGUUGCCGGAGCGCCUCAUCCAGUACCCGGUCUACCGGCCCAGCAUCGACAGCCCCCUCUGCGUCCGACUCUGCAAAAAUUAUCGCUCCCACCCGGCCCUGCUCGAGUUGCCCUCUCGUCUCUUCUACGACAACCAACUCGAGGCCUGCGGAAACCCUCUUGAGCUUGACAGCCUGUCCACCUGGUCAAAACUGCCAGUGGAGCACAAUCCCGACCUAACAAUUGCGUGUGCACAUUUGUACGACGGACAGUGUCCCAUGCUAAUUCACGGCGUGAAUGGAAGCGCCAUUCGUCUUGAGCACUUGGGUGGCUUAUGCAACCCGGCCGAGGCUGCAACCGUGGUCAGCUUUAUUCAGCGGCUGCUCGAUGAUUAUCCUGGCCACCUCUCGCCCAAAGACUUUGGCGUGAUUGCCCCCUAUCGCCUUCAGGUGCGGCUACUGCGCAAGCGUAUGCGUGAGGUUGACCUGGGCGCUGUUCGUUGCGGCACGGUGGAUGACUUUCAGGGCCAAGAGGCCAAGGUGAGGAGUGGACAGACCCACAAAAGAAGUCUCUUUACCCAGAUUGUGCGCGCGUGUACAUUCAUGGUUGUAACAAUGGUAUGUUUGCGAUUGAGAAAACAGAUUAUUAUCGUGUCCACUACGCUGGCUGGGGAGCUGGCCCUGCUCAAACACCGGGCCAACUCGGACCCCGUGGGCCAUUUGAUGCGCGACAGCCCAGACUGGGAUCUCUUGGGCAACCGACACCGCUUCAACGUGGCCAUUACUCGUGCCAAGGUAAGAAGGCCCCUGAUAUCAACGACACGUGGCCCUUGA